UACUCGAUUUGACAGUUGUGUCUCAAGGAAGCUUAAAAAUUCACACAAGAUAACUAACUACAUGUUUGGAGGGAACAACUCUUGUGCUUUUCCCCAGUUAGUGCAGGGCGUUUGUCCUACGUUUUUAAUAUAUUCAUAGCCGAGUAAUGGAUGAAGAUGAACGCCGGAGAAAAGUAGAGGCUGGGAGAGCUAAGAAAUCCUCCAACGUGCCACAGUGCCAGUCGUUUGCUAGCUUCCGACAGAGGCGGGCGAAAAGCAACGGUGCGGGGGCGCCGAAAAAGACGGCGAAGAGGAAGGGCCAGGCUGUCUCGCAGAAUGACUGUGCGACGCAAGACCCCCGCAUAGAGCCCACGCCGUCUUUGCCGGCCAGUGGUAAAGAGCCGGAUGGGAACUCCACACAUGAGGAGGUGCAGCCGAAGGAUGAGCAUCUCACGACGGAGCCUCUCCUCUCCUUUGUCAAACUGGGAGACGAGGAGCUGGUUGCCCUCACAAGUAAUGAGCAGCUACAGCAGUUGAAGCAGGCUGUGGAAAAGCGCAACGAGAUAAUUGCCAAACUCAGCUCCAACCUGCAGGAGGCCCGAACUGAUAGAGAUGAGGUCCAACUGAAAGUGCAGUCACUCACUGGUGAGAUCCAAGCACUGCAGAAACAGCUCCAGCAGACGAGUGUGGACUUUCUUCGCCUUAAAAAUCAGUCUGGAGCAGAAGCUCCUCACGUUGUGCAACAGCAGCAGCAUCAUGGCUCCCACAGUGAAGACCUCAGUGUCGAGGAUCUCUCCAUGGAGCAGCCGGGAUCUGCAGGCCUUGGCUCCCAAGCGAGCGUGGAAGGCUUGGGCCCAGACAGCGAGACGGAGACGGACAAUGUCCUGCACGAGCUGAGGGCCAAGCUGCAAGAGGAAAAGGAGAACAGCCUUCGCAUAUGUGCCGAACUGGAGCAGGAGAGGGAGAAUCACCAACAUGUGCUUUCUUUACUGGAGGAACAAAAGCAAGGCUGGGAAGAGGAGCGGAACAAGAGGGAGGUGCUGCUGCAGGAACUGCAAACCCAGCUGAGCAAAGUCCAACAUCACUGCACUGAGCUACAGCAGGUCAAAGAGGAGAAGGAGAUGCUCAACAGAGAAAUGCUGGAGCUGAGGAGCAGACUUGAGGAGAUGGAGGCAGAGAGAAGAGAGGGCGAGGAAGAAACCAAAUUCACCCUCCGUCUCCAGAGCAUCGAGGAUGAACGACUUAGACAGGAGGAGGAAAUGAGGAGGGUGAAGGAGGAGUACAAAGAGGAGCUUGAGAGAGUCGGCCAACAGUUGGAAGAGAGCGUCAAAGAACUUCAACUCAAAGAGGAGGAGGUCAGGGGACUUAAAGCUUCUAAAGAUCUUCAGAACCAAACAAAAACUGCGUGCUGCGUUGAGAUGAGCAGCGCUGAUGAAACCAGUGUGGACACAAUGAAUGUAUCGGCACCUGUGGACCUUCUGAUGGAGCGCUACUUGUCUUCUUCCUUUGCAGAGUCUUCACUGGUUCAUGAACAUGUUGAGCCUUGUAGUCAGCUGGACAUGUCUGCAGACCAAAGCUUUGAGCUCAAUAGCCAACUGUUUGCCGACCAACCUCUGCUCUCCAUUUCCAACUGUGCCCCAAGAGAGAACUCGGACAUCUACAACAGCUCCCCUUGCCUUUCACUGGCUGACAAUUCAAACGGCCGAUGGCUGAACGACUCCACUUCUGGUCCGAUGAACGGCGUCUCUGAGCAGCUUUUCAAUGGGAUGGCCCGAGAAAAAGAGCUGUUGAAUCAGCAGUGUGGAGAGCUCCAUCAGGAACUGGCAAUGAAGGACCACGACUUGAAUAUGUUGAGACUGGAAGUCAUCAAGAUGGCUGAAGAGCUGGAAGAGGCUCGGAGCAGGUGGGCUCAGGUAACAAAGGAGCUCAUGGAAGCUCUCAGGAAGCUCGAUGAGGAGAAGGAAAGGAGAUUUGCUGAGGAGGAGAUGAACUCAAAAACUCUGGAACAAGACAGCCUUAUGAACAAACUUGGUGCCUUUUUGGAGGAAAAGGAGGCAGACAUUUCUCUUGAAGCUUCCCUGCUUGCACCUUUCGCAGAGGAGGAUAAACGCACCGAGGAGCUAAAGAAGGAUCAGGAGAGUUUCCCGUCACAUCAAAACCAGCAGGAGGUGCGGGAAACGUUACUGCAGGAGAUUACACAGACCGCAGAGGUUAUUUCACAAGAUGACAACCGGCUACAAACACUGCAGGCCAAUUAUGAUGAUCUCAUACUUGAACUAGAAGAGACCAAAAGAAGGCAUCAAACCACAGCCACCCUACUUGACAAAAGGACCGUGGAGAUGGACUCAACUGUAGAAGACCUCCAAAUCACACGUGCUCGGCUACUAACCGUCCAAAUGGAGGUGGAGAGUCUGCAGGAAGACCUGGAGAAGAGGCAGAGCAGUUUGCAAAGUGCAGAGAAACUAAGGAGUGAACUGGAAGCUGAGAUUGUGUGCCUGAGGCAAAACCUGCGCAGCCUGGAGGACGCUCAGCACCUGGCCGUGCAGGAAAGGGAAAGGAGUUUAAGAAAAGAAGAAGAGAUGGGUGAACAAGUCAGGAAGAUGGAACAGGUCCUCCAGGAGGAAUUUGAACAGUUUGAGACCAGGCUUCAAGCCAAGGAUGUUGAGCUGGCCAAAGAGAGGGAGAAAUGGGAGGAGGAGAUGCAGGAGAAAGACAAAGAACUUGGAGAUGUAAGGGAAAUACUAGAGGAGUUGAGGAUGGAGAGAGAGGAAGAGGUGAAGGCUCUGAUGGACAGGCAGGUCUUUGCUGUGGAGGAGGCUACAGAGAGGCUCAGGGCAUGUCACCAGGAAGAGAUGGACCACCUGAUGGAUGAACAUCAUAAAGAGAUUUCAGAGUUGAACACUCGCAUGGAGGCUGAGCUACUGGAGCAAAAGGCUGCCAUGGAGCAAGAACAGAAGCGACAGAUCAGUCUUAUUAAAGAGGUGACUGAACGGGAACAUGAGCGGACGCUGUCAGAGCUCAACGCCCAACACACUGAGGAGUUGAGCCGGCUGAAGACUGAAGUCUCCUUAGAACUGAGGGAGAGUCUGGAGGCUGCACAUCAGGCUGAACUGGAGCAGGCAGAGGCACAGAAGAGCCUUGAGCUUGAAGCUUUGCGCUUGAGCCUGACCAACGUCCACAUGUCCCAGCUGGAGGUCUCCCAGGAGUCGGCUGUCAGCAAGGCUCAGGCCUUUUUGAGGGAGAAUUUCACCCAGGAGAUGGAACUCCUGCAGGCCCAGCACCAGUUAGACCUGGAGCGGAUCAGAGAGCAGAACCAGGCUCAGCAGGACAGCCUACGCGAGUUGUAUCAGCGGGACAUGGGGGAUUUGAAGCAGCAGUUUGCUGAGGAGAAAGGUUCCAUGGAGGAGAAGCAGACCAAAGAGAUACAGACUCUGAGGUCAGACUGGCUAAUUGAAGCUGAGAGCACCCAAUCGACACUCCAGAACAGCCUUACAAGCACCCAAACAGAACUUGCCAAAACACAUGAGGCCUUCAAAGAAACCAAAAAAGCUUUAAUCGAAGCACAGGAAUCUUUGGCACAGACUCAGACAGAGCUACAGGAGUCAAAGGCCCAACUGGAGGGCUUUGAGACCACCAAUCAGGAGCAGAAGCGGAACCUGGAGGAGGAGCUGAAACAGGCCUGGGCCGACAGAGAUGCCGCUGCCCGUUCUCUGGAAGAGUUGGUUUCCAGCCACAAGGCAUUGCUUCAGGAAAAGGAGCAACAAGUGCGCCACCUAGAGGACAAAGAGCGGCACCUGCAGCAAGAGCAGGUGUUGCGGCUGCAGGAGGAGAAAGACCUGCUGAAAAAGGGCUCGGAGCAGGAAGUAGGUCAGUUGUGGACCCAGCUGGAGAGCAUGAGGGCCAGUCGGCAAGAGUUGGGAGAGCUGAAGGAGCAGCUGUUGGCUCGCUCCUCCCGCGUCGAUGACAUUGAGCGCCUCAAAGCAGAAUUUAAUGAACAAAAACGUGAAAUCAAAGAGCAGAACGAGGCCGAGCUGGAGAGCCUAAGGAGGUACUUUGAGCAGCGUUUGCGCGUGUCGGAGGAGAGCUACCGAGAGGAAAUUGCUCUGCUCCAGCUGAGACUGGUGGAAGGCACUUUGGAGGACUCUGUGCUUAAAACUGCCGACAGCAGUUUUGCAUGCCAAGGUCCGGCUGAGGAAAAAGAUGGCGAGCAAUGUGACACCAGCCUCAAACUGGAGAAACACAAGGAAGUGCUUGACAGUAGUCUACACAAUCACCUGGAAGAGAAGCACACACUGCAAUUGUCCUUUAAGGAAGAACUGCGGCAGGCACGUUCUGACCUCACAGACCUCUACUAUGGUGAGCUGCAGGAGAUGAAAACUCGUCAUACCUCGGAGCAGGAACAACUUCGGGCCAAGCUGUCUGACCGUCACUUGCAAGAGGUCACUCGCAUCCAGUUGGAGGCUGCACGACAAGUAGAGGUGGAGGUUGAGCAGAGGUUGUGGUGUUACACUGAGGAGCUGCACACCAGUACGACCCUCAUUCAUACCUUGUAUAACACAGUUGUCAACAUGGAGAAACAACACAAUGCAGAGCUGCAGAAGUUGAAACAGGAGUUUGAGGAGGAACGCUCUCGCCACAAGGAUGCACUGAUGCAAGAGAAGGAACAUGCGCAGGAGGAAAUAAGGAGCAAAAGAGAUGAGCUCCAAGAGAAGCAUGAAGCCUUGAGGAUUAACCUCAUAAGACAGAUGGAGGAGGAGACUGCCUGCUUGGAAAAAGCUCUCUUGGAGGAGAAGGACAAGUUAAACUCUACCCCCCCAAAACUCAACAACAGUGAGAAUCCACAGGCCCUCAAAGCCAAGCAUGAUGUGGAGCUCCAACAUGAGAAGAACAGCAUGGCCAAGGAGAUGAAAGAGCUCACCGUUUUGCUCCAGCAGCAGGCUGAGGAGCGACUUAAACAAGCCCAAGAGAGAUUUGAGGAGGAAAAGGCCAUGUUAGAACAGUGUUUCUCACAGAAAAUUGAAAUCUCUCUGGCGGAGCUGAGGAACAAACAUCAAACUGAGCUGGAACACGAGAGAGUGGCCCUACUGAGCAAACACUCCCAAGAAAUGGACUCCCUUAAUGUCAGACACAAAGCACAACUGGACUCUCUCGGUGCCAGUCACAGAGAUCAACUCGUAGCUAUGAAUGGAGAGCUCCAGUCCAAGCACAAUGCCCAGCUUGUUGCCUUGGAAGCGUCCCUCAAUUCCAAACGCAAGGAAGACCUCCACGGCCUAGAGGCCAUGUUUCGAGAAACCAGCCAGGCCCAGCUUGAGGCUCAAGAAGCUGAGUUGGCACGGAAACACCAGGAGGAGAAGGACGAAAUUGAAAAGAGGAUGUUUGCUAAUAUGGACACGUUGGAGACCACAUACUUGAAGGAAGUGCAAACACUUCGUGAUGAGAUGGUGCAGCUCGAGAAGCGGCACCACCAAGCGCUUACCAGUCAACAGGUGGCGAUGAUGGAGUGUCACGUUGCAGAGCAGGAGUCCAACAGAGAGAAGCUGCGGAAGGAGCUCACUCAGAUGCACAUGGACAAGUUUAGGGCCAUGGCUGCUGAGCUCAGCCAAGUACACCAGGCUGAACUGUCUGCUCAAAAAGAGUCACUUGAUGCUGAACACUGCAAAGCUCUGGGUGAACUUAAGGCACAGGUUCUAGAGCUGGAGCAGCAGCACAGUGCUGCUCUUCAAGAGAUAAUGCAGACGUACGCCGCUGAGAAAGAACAACUCUCCCAACAGCACCAACUCCAGCUACAGGAGCUGAAGAGCAUCUCAGCCCGGGAAUUGGAGGCAUGUCGCAGGGAGCUGGAAGAGGGGUCGUCAAGGCAACGGCAGCACUUUCUGGAGGAGGCGGAGCUCCUCAAAGUCCAAUCGGGGGACAGGAUUAAUCAGAUGAAGGCUGAUUUCCAGCAGCAGAAAGAGGCAGAGCUUGAGGACCUGAGGCGGGCCUUCGCAUCUGAACACGAAGAAAAGGAGCGCAACUACACAAGUAAAAUGAGCCAGCUCACUGCCCAACUGCAGCAACUAGACGCUGUAGUUGCCCAGUUGCGCGCGGAGGUCGGCUGUCUGCAGGGAGAGCUAGAGGGGAAGCGUGCAGAGAUGGACACCCUGGACGCCCACCUCCAAAGACGGGAACGCGAGAGCCAAGAGGGAGGCAACCUUCUAAAAUUGCUCACUGGUGACCUGCAGUCUGCGAAAGAAGAGAGACACAAACUGCUCCAGGCCAAUGACAAGCUAAAGAAGGUCCUAAUGGAGAUGCUUCGCAGCACUAUUGCUACCGAAGAGUUGAUUGGGCAGAAGCUCAGUGCCAGAUCUAACACGUCUGCACAAUCUGUCCAUCAGAUGAGCUCAACAGGGUAUAAAGAGGCACAAGAACCAGAUAUGACUUCUGAGGACUUAGAGCUGUCCCACCUGCUCUGUGAGAGUCUCCUGGUUUCAGACACACAGAUCAACCCCGGAGGAGAGGAGGCGGCCCUAAUCGCCUGCAGCCGACUGCGCCACACAGUGGAUACCCUCCUAGAGCUGCUAAAUCAGGCCAACACACAGCUGGAGCAGACUCAUAACAUCCACUUAUCUCUGGAGGAAAGGUUCUCUCAAGGCCAAGAAGAUUCAGCCCAACUCGUUGAACAGCACAAGCUCCUGUUGGUGCAGUUUGAGCAGGAGGUGAAGUUAAAGAGUCAGCUGGCGCUGGAACUCCACAAGGCUGAAGGGCUCCUGGAUGGCUACGUAGCCGAAAAGGAAGCUCUAGAGGAGGCCCUGCUGCAGAAGGAGGCGCAAGAGGAGAGAUUAGUGGAGGAGCUGGAGGAUCUCAGGAGGAAGGCGCACCAGAUGGAGGGCCUCGGUGCGGAGCUGCACAGCCUGAGAGCGAAACACCAGGAGCUCAGUGAGGAGCACGCCAUGCUCUUACGUCAGAAGGAGCAUCUCUCCGCCGGCCUCGGGGAGAGGGAGAAAGCUCUGCUCACGGAGACUGAGCGUUUGACCCAAGACAGGCUGGACUUGCAGCGGCAGGCCGAGAAGGACCACAGCUCCCUGUCACAGCGCCUCAGGGCCCUGGAGAGAGACCUAGAGGAACAGGAAACAAAGGGCCUGGAGAUAGAGCUGCACCACAAGACUCACACCGAAGACCUCAGCCAGCAGGUGCAAGCGCUGGAGAAACAGCUCAAACACAAUCGGCAGUUCAUUGAGGAACAAGCCGUUGAGCGUGAGCAUGAAAGAGAUGAAUUCCAGCAGGAGAUUCGACGGCUGGAGAGUCAGCUCAGGCAGACGGCCGGUGGCGAUGUCAAAGUGCACAGGUUUGAGGACUUGGUUCUGCAGGUGGAGAAUCUACAAGCGAUCAUCAAAGACAAGAUGGAGGACCACGCCUCCUCAGUGGCGGCCAAUCAGCAAGCACAGCGGGAACUUGCAAAGCGUAACGAGGAGAUAGACAAGCUAGCCGGGCGAAUCCGAGAGCUUGAGCAAGCACUGCUCAAUAGUGUCGAGUGCAACAGAUCCGUCGGUCAGCUUGAACAAGAGCUCCACCGGGCAAAGCUGAGGGAAGAGGAGCUCACGCAAGAUAAGCAAGCACUAGAGCAGCAGCAGUUGUCCAACAGGCUGCAAAUAUCAGCACUGCAGUCCAAACUGGAUGAGACUAGGCACUGUUAUCAUGACAACACACGUGAACCCACCCAAGAGCUGAGGGAUGCUCUGGACACUGCACAGCAAAGCCUACACAGCAAAGAACAGGAGGUGGAACUCCUACUGAGCCAACUGGACAAUGUGCAGAGAGACUUGAGCAUUAAAGAGGUGGAGUUGAAACACCUCACGCUACAGCUGGAGCGGCUAACCAAUGAGAAUGCUGCCCAUGUUCAUGAACUUCAGGAGCAGAUUGAAGCCCUCAAGGAGAACGUGUCCACCCUUACCAUACUGGUAGAGGAAAAAGAGGCACAAAGAAAGGUGGAAGACCAAGUGGAGGAAAGCCUCCCAUCCGCUUUACUGAAGGAGAAAAACCAUGAGAUUGACCACCUCAACAGUGAGAUCCAAAGGCUGGAACAGGAGCUGGAGAACACCAGGGACAACAAGGAGUUGGAGUCUGACCUUCACGAUUUGAGCUCACAAGUUGAGCAUCUUCAGUCAGAAAUUUCUCGGUUGCGCCAGGACAAACGAGAAGAGGAGGAGCGCCUUCACGAGGUCAUCAGCACGCUACAGGCAGAGCUCUCUAUGCUUGGGGCCAACGUGCACGAAGUCAGCGACUCUCAGGAUGGUGACAGCAUCAACCCCUCGCCAGCUCCCAGCCCGGAACCUCGCCACUUCGCCCUCCAGGAGCCAGAGAGGCGAGGCAAGCCCAACAGCCUGAAACAAGAGCUCAAUCUGACCUCCUCUCAGUCCCUUCGAUCACGCCUCAAAGCCCUUCAGAGUCAGCUGGAGACGAUGGCAGCGGAGAAAGAGAGCUUAGAGCAUUUGCUGCACACCCAGGAAGAGGAGUACAGAGGACACGGGGAAGAGUUUGGGCGAAGGCUGUCAGCUGAAAGGGGGAAGGCCGAUGAGCUCAAAGUACUCCUCGCUCUCAAGGAGGCCGAGCUGGUGGAACUCAAAGCUCAGCUGGAAGAGGCGAGGGAGGAGCUAAAAGUAUCUGAGGAUGAGAGGAACGAUUUCAGACUACAAGCUCAGCAGGUGCAAGAAGAGAGAGUGCACCUCAGCGCUUUGGUUACUGAACUUCAAGCGAAGGAACAAAACAUGGUCAAAGAGGUUGAAGAUUUAAAAACAAAAGAGCAGGAUAUAAAAAAUGAAAUGAUGGCGCUGCGAGAAAGCAGCCUCACUUUGGAGGCACAAGUCCAGAGGCUACAAGCCGAUAUCUCGGACAGGGAGGAGGGUGUGGCCAAGGAGAGGGCGAGGAUGGAAACACUUGUGACCGUGAAGGCUGAGCUGUCAGCCGAACAUGAAGCGCUCAGGAGGAGGGAAGGGCAGCUCCAGGAGGAAGUCGAAAAGCUCAGACAGGAAGUUGCUUCCCUGCUGGGCCAUAUCGAGGACCUGACGGCGCGGCUCCAGGAGAGGGAAUCAAGUCGAGAAGAUGCUCAAAAGGAAGUAUUGACGCAUGCCGAGGAGACUCUGGCUAAAACGGAUGCUGCCUUAAGACUGAGAGAGACGGAACUGGCUAGACUGGGGGUGGAGCAUCAGGCCCUGAGGGCAGAGUUGACAGCAGUCAAACAAUGCUUAAGCACCAGCACCCAAAGAGCUGAAAAACUACUUGAGGAAGGACAGAGUAAAGACCGGGCCCUAGCCAACUUGGAGAAUGACAACCACCUCCUGAAAGUGGAGCUUCUACGUCUGCAGGAGGACCUGGCCUUGCAGGAGGAGACACUGGCCCAUCAGCAAAGACAACUACCGCAAAUCAGACAACACAGUCUCCAGAUAGACACGCUUACUCACCACAAGGGAUGCUCACCCAGGGAUAUUUCACAGAGAACUUUCGAGGAAGCCGUGAGCUCCUACCGUGACAACACCUUGCUGAGCUCUCCGGAGGUACUGCGUCGUCUGGAACACUCCGAAGACUUAAUCCAAGAACAGUUCCAUGCUUCGGUUCUGUGCUCUCAUGUGUCGGAGCUGAGCGCACUCACUACCACAGACCUGGACCACCUCCGGGCCAACAAGUCUCCCGUGGUCACCAUGGAGCCGCCUCUCUCCAGGACAAUCACCCCUGACCCGGCUACGCAGAGCACCCACUCCCCGCGGUCUCUCUCCGUCUCGGAUAACUUCUCCAUGGUGGACUCAGUCAGUGCAGAUAAUGUGUGUGAUCUGGAAGAACUCGACGUAACGGAGCCUCCAUCGCCACUCGGCUCCACCUCUUCCUUAUCUGCACCGGAGUGGGCCAGCGACGGAUACGGCAGCAAUGUGAGCUCUGACUUGGGUGCCAGGCUGAGAGUGGAGCUAGACCAGACCGAGAGGCUGGAUGCUCAGUUUGUGGAGUAUCUCCGCUGCAGGGGUAUGAACCCCACUGCUAACACUGACAGUGCUGCAGGCAGCAUGAGCUACAGUGAUGACCUGCUGUCUCCAGAGCUUCAGGCGCUGUUGAGGAAAGUGUACCAGGAAAGCUGCAGAAUACUCACCCUGUCGCAGCGACGUGCCCCGCUGUAUGUCCAGGAAUUAAAUGCAAUCUCACAGCUUCAUGAGGACGAGGGCCCCACUUUACUGAACCAGGGGGACAAAUCCUCCUCAGAGCCCCCCAUGAGCUGGCAGCAGGAGAAGAGGGCACUGCAGGAGACAGUGAUCGCACUGCGGGAGCUGCUAUGUAGGAUGGCGCAGAGACGCACAAACACUGCCUCCAGAAGCGAUGGUGACAGAGAGCAGCUACAGACUGAAUCUCAAACCAGAGCACAGCUGCUGGAGGACAGCCAGAAACAGCUCAAAUGUGCACACGAGACUCAGCAGGAGCAAAAGAACAAAAUACUGUCACUCAGGUUGACUAUAGAAGAGUGUGAGGAGGCGUUGCGCAAAGAGCAGACUCGAGUCCAGGAUCUUCAGCAGCAGUUGGAGCAGGAACGAGCGAUCUGUGUGCGGCAAGAGAGAGAGGUGGAGCAAAAGUUAGAGGUUAUGCGAACGUCUUCUGAACAGCAGAGGUCAGAGUUGAUGGCCCUUAACGGUCAGGUGGAGCAGGAGAGGGUGGCAUGUAGCAACCUGAGACGAGAGCUCCAGAUAGAACAGUCCCGCAGCGUUCUGCUGGAGAAACGUUUGGACGACUCCCAGAAGGAACUGGAAGACGAACGCCAGCACUCCACCGAUCAACAUGAGCUCCACAUGCAGGAGAAGACUCACUUUGAGCGCAUGUUAACCGAAUCAGAGUCUCGUCUGUUCGAUGUCCGCUCAAAGCUGGCCGACGCCCACCGGAUGCUGGAUGAGGAGCGGGACCGCUGCACCAAACAGCUGGCAAUCAGCCGCAGGCACGAAGAAGAUGCAGCAAGAGAAGGGAAGUUCAUAUCCGACCUGCGCUCGCAGCUGGAGCAGGAGCGAAGGCAAAAGGAGGAGCUGGCAGGCGUGGUGGAAAAGCUCAAAGUGGAGCUUCUGCAGAGCAGGAGGCAAUGGGAACAAGACAAGAGCAGGGAGGAGAUCUAUAGAGAGGAGGCCGCCACCCGGCAUCGCUUGGCUGUUGAGGCCUUGACCGAGCAGAAAGAGGAGGUCGGCCGUGCUUUGGAAUCAGAGCGAGAGCGGUCGAGGCGCCAAGCGGCGGAGCUCGCAGAGCUGAAGAACAAGGAGCGGCAGAAAGAGGAGGCAUGGGAAAGGGAGAGGAGGAAGGGCUGGCAGGAGCAGAUGGAGCGGGAUAGACGACAGGAAAGGACCACCAACAAACUGCACGACUUGGAGUUGUUGAGGCAGCAGGACAAGCAGCGCUUGGACGAGCUGCAACGUACUCUGACGGAGCUCCAAAGGGAGGAGAAAGAGAUGGCUGCCCAGAGGAUGUCUGGACUAAGUGGCGAACGCCAUCAGACUGACCAGACUGAUGUCGCCAAUGUUGGGGGCUCCCAGCAAAGCCAACAGAGCCCGUCCAUUGCAUCAUCCAGACUACUGGAGAGGACAGUGAGCGAGAACUCUGAGCUAACACAGCGUGUGACAUUGCUGAGUCAGGAGAGAACCGCCCUCAAGCACAAACUCUCCUACAUGGAGCGUCAGCUGCGCCGCGCCGAGAACGAACUCCUCAACGUUGCCACGGAGAGAGAAAACAUACCCAUCAGCGACAUGGCCCACCACAACAAGGUGCAGCGUUUGUACGAGCGCUACCUGCGCGCUGAGAGCUUCCGUAAAGCUCUGGUGUAUCAGAAACGUUACCUACUACUCCUGCUGGGAGGAUUCCAGGACUGUGAGCAGGCCACUUUGUGUUUGAUCGCCAACAUGGGGGCACGGCCCUCACCCUUUCCUUUAUUUCGAAGACCACUUGGAAGAUUUAGGGCCGCAGUGCGAGUGGUCAUCGCCAUCUCGAGGAUGAAGUUUUUGACCAGGAAAUUCCAGAAAGCCAUCAGAAGAUUAUCCGUGUGUGGGACUGUUAAUGGACAUGCUUCAGGGUUGAAAGCAGAUGUUGUAUGUCAGCAGCAGCAGUCACGCUUGAAUUCAGAGUCGCCACCAAACAGAGAUACCGUGUCUGCUCUUGUACCACCCAGCAAAUCACCCUUCAGGGUGUGCAACAGGUCCUACUCCAGCUCAACCCUAACCUUGGGCGCAGUGUCUCAGGAUCCAGAAAGAUCCCUAACUGAAUACAUCCAGAACCUAGAGAAAGUCCAGCAGCGGUUGGUGGGCUCCAAGCAAGGUUCUUCUUUUCCCCAAGACCACAAGAAGUCGGACCACUAAAACCACCAAACUUACCUAUGCCUUACAUCCAUGUAAUAACCAAUAUUGCAUGUCUUUUUUUAUGUCUUGUAAUUUUUAUGUGUUCUUAUACUGUAAGUACCUCCAAUGUUAUGAAGGCCAAAAUGUUUUUGCCAUCAUUUUUAAAUAGUGUUGUAUUUUUUUACUAAUGUUUUACAUCACUAUAUGUGCUAUGUCAUGUAUGGUUUUGCACUGGAAAAUCUUCCUUGAUCAACAUAGCUGGGUGUACAUUGUUCCGACCAUUUAUUUCUUUUUGUAUCUGUAGUAUUUCUACUGUUAAGAUAAUAAAUACUUUAA
Dunckerocampus dactyliophorus (ringed pipefish) is the source of this 12638-nucleotide messenger RNA. RefSeq names its product pericentrin (gene pcnt). The transcript has 61 exons. Gene Ontology annotation, molecular function: molecular adaptor activity. The record is from RefSeq and is a predicted model, not a curated record. The coding region runs from base 147 to 12323 and encodes 4058 amino acids. NCBI's taxonomy places the organism in Eukaryota, Metazoa, Chordata, Actinopteri, Syngnathiformes, Syngnathidae. Gene Ontology annotation, biological process: signal transduction.